Molecule: messenger RNA, 5187 nt
Organism: Homarus americanus (American lobster)
Lineage: Eukaryota; Metazoa; Arthropoda; Malacostraca; Decapoda; Nephropidae
Product: mucin-2-like
Exons: 8
Coding region: 1-5187 (1728 amino acids)
Source: RefSeq, a predicted model, not a curated record
AUGAUCAACGCCCUCAGUUCUGUGCGACAGUUCCGUCUUAAGUUAGGUGUUGCUCUCAGACAGUUGGUGAACUCUCGUCUAAAACCACCCUGCCAGACCCCCGACCACCCUGCCAGACCCCGAGACCACCCUGCAGACCCGAGACCACCUGCCAGACCCCUAGACCACCCUGCAGACCCCCAGACCACCCUGCCAGACGAGACCACCCUGCAGACCCGAGACCACCCUGCCAGACCCCGAGACCACCCUGCCAGACCCCCAGACCACCCUGCCAGACCCCGAGACCACCCUGCAGACCCCGAGACCACCCUGCUGCCAGACCCCGGGCCACCCUGCCAGACCCCCAGACCACCUGCCAGACCCCGGGACCCCCCUGCAGGCCCCGAGACCACCCUGCCAGACCCCCAGACCACCCUGCCAGACCCUGGAGCCACCCUGCCAGACCCCCAGACCACCCUGCUAGACCCCGGGACCACCCUGCCAGGACCCCAGACCACCCUGCAGACCCCAGACCACCCUGCCGACCCCCAGACCACCCUGCCAGACCCCAGACCACCCUACCCCGAGACCACCCUCCCAGACCCCCAGACCACCCUGCAGACCCCCAGACCACCCUGCAGACCCCCAGACCACCCUGCCAACCCCCAGACCACCCUGCAGACCCCCAGACCACCCUGCCAGACCCCCCAGACCCUGCCAGACCCGAGACCACCCCUGCAGACCCCGAGACCACCCUGCAGACCCCCAGACCACCUGCCAGACCCCGAGACCACCCUGCAGACCCCGAGACCACCCUGCAGACCCCGACCCCCUGCCGAGCCCGAGACCACCCUCCUGCCAGACCCCGAGACCACCCUGCAGACCCAGAGACCACCUGCCAGACCCCGAGACCACCCUGCCAGACCCGAGACCACCCUGCAGACCCCAGACCCCCCUGCCAGACCCCCAGACCACCCUGCCAGACCCCAGACCACCCUGCCAGACCCCGAGACACCCUGCCAGACCCCAGACCCCUGCAGACCCCAGACCACCCUGCCAGACCCCCAGACCACCCUGCCAGACCCCAGACCACCCUGCAGACCCCAGACCACCCUGCCAGACCCCCAGACCACCCCUGCCAGACCCCAGACCACCCUGCCAGACCCCGAGACCACCCUGCAGACCCCCAGACCCCCCUGCCAGACCCCGAGACCACCCUGCAGACCCCGAGACCACCCUGCCAGACCCCCAGACCACCCCUGCCCAGACCCCCAGACCCCCUGCAGACCCCGAGACCACCCUGCAGACCCCCAGACCCCCCUGCAGACCCCGAGACCACCCUGCCAGACCCGAGACCACCCUGCAGACCCAGACCACCCUGCCAGACCAGAGACCACCCUGCUGGGCCCGAGACCACCCUGCCAGACCCCAGACCACCCUGCAGACCCCAGACCACCCUGCCAGACCCCUAGACCCCCUGCCAGACCCCAGACCACCUGCCAGACCCCCAGACCACCCUGCCAGACCCCAGACCACCUGCAGACCCCAGACCCCCCUGCCAGACCCCCCAGACCACCUGCCAACCCCCAGACCACCCUGCCAGACCCGAGACCACCUGCAGACCCCAGACCACCCUGCCAGGACCCCCAGACCACCCUGCAGACCCCAGACCACCCUGCAGACCCCCAGACCACCCUGCCAGACCCCCAGACCACCUGCCAGACCCCGAGACCACCCUGCCAGACCCCCAGACCACCCUGCCAGACCCCCAGACCCCCUGCGGCCCGAGACCACCCUGCAGACCCCAGACCCCCUGCCAGACCCCGAGACCACCCUGCAGACCCGAGACCACCCUGCCAGGCCAAGACCACCCUGCAGACCCCAGACCCCCUGCCAGACCCCCAGACCACCCCUGCCGACCCGAGACCACCCUGCAGCCGAGACCCCUGCCAGACCCCCAGCCACCCUGCAGACCCAGAGACCACCCUGCAGACCCCGAGACCACCCUGCAGACCCCCAGACCACCCUGCCCCAGACCCUGCCGCCCGACCCUGCAGACCCCCAGACCACCCUGCAGACCCAGACCACCCUGCAGCCCCGGACCACCCUGCAGACCCCGAGACCACCCUGCAGACCCCCAGACCACCCCUGCCAGACCCUAGACCACCCUGCCCAGACCCCCAGACCACCCUGCCAGGCCGAGACCACCCUGCCAGACCCCAGACCACCCUGCCAGACCCCACCACCCUGCCAGACCCCCAGACCACCCUGCAGACCCCGAGACCACCCUGCCAGACCCCCAGACCACCUGCACCAGACCCCCAGAGCCCCCUGCCAGACCCCGAGACCACCUACCCCAGACCACCCUGCCAGACCCCCAGACCCCCUGCCGACCCCCAGACCACCCUGCGCCAGACCCCAGACCCCCUGCCGACCCCAGAGACCACCCUGCCAGACCCCCAGCCUGCCCAGACCCCCGAACCACCCCUGCAGGCCGAGACCACCCUGCAGACCCCGAGACCACCCUGCCGGACCCCAGACCACCUGCAAGACCCCAGACCACCCUGCCAGACCCCAGACCACCCUCUGCAGACGAGACCACCCUGCCAGACCCCAGACCCUGCCCCAGACCACCCUGCCAGACCCCGAGACCACCUGAACCCCAGACCCACCCUGCCAGACCCCAGACCACCCCUGCCAGACCCCGAGACCACCCUGCCAGACCCCGAGACCACCCUGCCAGGCCCAGGGCCACCCUGCCAGACCCCCAGACCACCUGCCCGGGACCCCCCAGACCACCUGCAGGCCCCGAGACCACCCUGCCAGACCCCAGACCACCCUCUGCCAGACCCCCAGACCCCCUGCCAGACCCCCAGACCACCCUGCCCAGACCCCCAGACCACCCUGCAGACCCCAGGCCACCUCGGGCCCCAGACCCUACAGACUACCCUGCCAGACCCAGACCCUGCCAGACCCAGAGACACUGCAGACCCCAGACCACCCUGCCAGACCCAGGAACCUGCCAGACCCCUGCCAGACCCCCAGCCACCUGCAGACCCCAGACCUGCCAGACCCCCAGACCACCUGCCAGACCCCGAGACCACCCUGCAGACCCCAGGCCACCCUGCAGACCCGAGACCACCUGCAGACCCCCAGACCCUGCCGAUUUGGAUCCCCUGCCAGACCCCAGGCCACCCUGCCCAGACCCCAGACCCCCUGCCAGACCCUUGGCCACCUGCCAGACCCCAGACCACCCUGGGGCCCUGGACCACCCCAGACCUGGUGCUGCCAGACCCUGACCUCCCUGCCAGGCCCGAACCACCCUGCGGACUGACCUCCUGCGGGCCCCCAGACCCCUGCCAGACCCUGACCCUGCAGGCCCAGCCUGCCAGGGCUCCCCAGACCACCCUGCAGACCCCGAGACCACCCUGCAGACCCCAGACCCCUGCAGACCCCAACCCCGAGACUACACCCUGCAGACCCCCAGACCCCACCCUGCAGACCCCCAGACCACCCUGCAGACCCAGACCACCUGCUGAGCCCCAGACCCCCUGCCCAGGCCCCAGGACCACCCUACCCAGACCCCAGACCACUGCCAGACCCCUGGAGCCACCCCUGCCAGACCCCUCCAGAUCGCCUGCUGAUUUGAACCACCCUGCUGACUCUUGCCUGCAGGCUUGGGGCCACCCUGCCAGACCCCGAGACCACCCCGGGCAGAGACCACCUCAGAGACCCCUGCAGGCCAGCCCAGCCAGACCCCCUGGCCACCUGCAGACCCGAGACCACCUGCAGACCCCAGACACCCUGCAGACCCAGGAGACCACCCUGCCCAGACCCCGAGACCCUGCUGUGCCGAGACCACCUGCAGACCCUAGACCACCCCUGCCAGACCCCCGAGACCACCCUGCCAGACCCCCCAGACCACCCUGCAGACCCCCAGACCACCCUGCAGACCCCCAGACCACCCUGCAGACCCCAGAUUCCUGCAGACCCCCAGACCCCUGCCAGACCCCAGACCACCUGCCAGACCCAGACCACCCUGCCAGACCCCAGACCCCUGCCAGACCCCGAGAGACCACCCUGCAGACCUGGACCACACCAGACCCCGGAACCACCUGGCUGCCCCUACCUGAGACCCUGCAGACCCCAGACCACCUGCCAGACCCCGAGACCACCCUGCAGACCCGAGACCACCCUGCAGACCCAGAGCACCUGCAGACCCCCAGACCACCCCUGCCAGACCCCCAGACCACCCUGCAGACCCCCAGACCACCCCUGCCCAGACCCCCAGACCACUGCACCCAGACCCAGGACCACCUGCAGACCCCGAGACCACCCUGCCCAGACCCCAGACCACCCUGCCAGACAGAGACUACCUGCCCAGACCCCGGACCACCCUGCGGCAGACCCCUGAGACCACCUGUGACCCCGGACCACCUGCCAGCCCGGGGCCACCUGCAGACCCUGACCUGCAGACCCCCAGCCACCUGCCGGGACCACCCUGCCAGACCCCGAGACCCUGCAGACCGCAGACCACCCUGCAGACCCCUAGACCCCUGCAGACCACCUGGAGACCACCCUGCAGACGGACCACCCUGCCAGGCCAGGCCACCUGCAGACCCCCAGACCACCCUGCCAGACCCCCAGACCACCCUGCAGACCCCAGACCCACCCCUGCCAGCCCCAGACCACCCCCCGCCACCUGCGACCGACCACCCUGCCAGCCCCCCGACCACCUGCCAGACCCGACCACCUGCCAGACCCCCAGACCACCCUGCAGACCCAGACCACCCUGCCAGACCCCCAGCCACCCCUGCCAGACCCCUAGACCACCCUGCAGACCCCCAGACCACCCUGCGCAGCCCCAGAGACCACCCUGCAGACCCCAGACCACAGCCCCAGACACCCUGCAGACCCCAGAGACCACCUGCCAGACCCCAGACCACCCUGCCAGACCCCCAGACCACCUGCCCCAGACCACCUGACCGACCCCGAGACCACCUGCCGGGCCAGAGACCACCCUGCAGACCCCAGACCACCCUGCAGACCCCAGAGACCACCCUGCAGACCCAGGACCACCCUGCAGACCCCCCUCUGCAGACCCAGGCACUGCAGACCCCGGCCACCUGCCCAGACCCCCCCAGACCGAGACCAACCUGCCAGACCCCAGACCACCUGCAGACCCCAGACCACCUGCCAGACCCCUAG